Messenger RNA from Aedes albopictus (Asian tiger mosquito), 1563 nucleotides. Its product is annotated as lipase member H-A. The transcript is spliced from 8 exons. Gene Ontology annotation, biological process: lipid catabolic process. The coding region runs from base 526 to 1485 and encodes 319 amino acids. Lineage: Eukaryota; Metazoa; Arthropoda; Insecta; Diptera; Culicidae. Gene Ontology annotation, molecular function: lipase activity. The record is from RefSeq and is a predicted model, not a curated record.
AGUUAUCCGGAUCACGUUGUGCCGAUCGGUUCUUUUCUGGGUGUUCGGUUCGGGUUCAGCAUCUUUGAGUGACAACGUGCGUGCGUGUAGCUUUAGAUACAUACAAUAUUGUGCAGUGUAGUGUUCUGAAAUUGCGUGUAAAAUUAACAGCGAGCUGUAAAGAGAGACCUUAUUGCAUCAUUACUGGAAGACCAAAAGUGCGAGAAUUGGACGAAUUUGCUUACCCUUCCCAGCAGUAGUGUUGUCGUUGAGCGUAUUUGGUCUCCGCGCAUUACUGUGUGCAAUCCGGUUGUAAAGUGGUGUAAUUCCGGAGACAUAGACACAUCCUUGUUGCGGUCGGGUGCUGCUGGUUGACCGUUCUCAACUGGUGUAGUGUUGUCCGGUGCAGUGUGCAGUGUGCUGGAAGCUCAGAAGUUGUUGUUAGAUAUCUGGAUACCUGGAGGCGGUAAUGAUAGUGAUCAGUGUUGUACUGUGAUUCAUGAUUAAAUUGAGCGACAGAAGAAGCAGCUGCAGUUGUCAACAAGGAUGAAGAAGAUGAAGAAUCCACGACUAUGGGUCGGCAUGAAACCAAUCAAAGCCAAACUGAACACGGCAAAGUUUAUGUUUUUCUACGGGUCCAAAUUCGAAGAUCAUGAAGUGUUCGAACUUGACCGGGCGGAGGACAUUGUUCGGCACCCCAAAUUCGAUCCCACCAAGAAAACGGCAAUGUAUUUCCACGGGUAUAUCGAAUCACCGGAAGUCGAAAGCGUACACGUGAUCGUGGAUGCCUACCAGAAGCGAAACGACCACAAUCUGAUCAUUCUGGACUGGACACAACUGGUCGAUGGGAACUACCUGUUGGAGGCGGUGCCAAACUGCAAAAAGCUAGGACACAAGCUCGGGUCCGUCAUACUGGCGAUGAUCAACUCGGGAUUAGACGUCGAUAAGCUGCAUCUCGUGGGACAUUCACUUGGCGGGCAGCUAGCGGGCUUCAUAGGUCGAACUGUGAUAUCACUGUCUGAUAAGAAGAUUAAGCUUAAGAGAAUUUCAGCUCUGGAUCCAGCCUUCCCACCGUUUUAUCCGGGCGUGCUGGUGGCACACUUGAGCGAAAAAGAUGCAGAGUUCGUGGAUGUCAUCCACACCGACGCGUGGUUGUACGGGGCUCCCGUUAGUACGGGUACGGCCGACUUUUGGCCCAACAAUGGUAAAACCUUGCAGCCAGGCUGUCCCAAAAGGAACUACAAGCCGCUGACGGACAAUGAUCUCUGCAGCCACCGGCGGUCGUGGUGGUUCUGGGCGGAAAGCGUGGCCGAGGGUCCCAAUCCUUGCUUCCACUCGAUCCGGUGCAAAUCCUGGAGCGAUUUUAAGGAGGGCAAGGUGGACCGAUCCGGUCAGAUUGUACACAUGGGUAUCGACUGUAGUCCAGAUGCCAAAGGUGAUUACUACUUACAGACGAACGGAAGCCCACCGUAUUCCAAAGGUGUCGCGGGAGCGAAGUUUGAAUAGCACACCAGUGCUUUGUACCAUAGCAUUACCGGUUUUAGACUAGUACAAAUUGUUUCUAAAUAUAUCUUUUGGAAUGAA